AUGUCAGCUGCCUCGCCUACCCCCUCAAAUAUGCCUCCGCCGGGAGUCAAGCGGCCCAGACCUUCUGGAGCCGGGGCAAGUUCGAACACCGCUCCACAGGGUGGUAGUUCACGGACAAAGAGAAGAAAGCCAGAUGUAGUAGCUACGAAUGUCGAGGAGUCGUCGAAAGGCAAAGAUGAUGAAUUGUUGGAUCCAGGAGAAGUCAAAACGAAGAUUGACUUUAACGAACUUCCCGUUGAGACGCUAUACAAAUAUCUGGAGUAUCAUGACUUACUACCUAGAUGGGAUGUCUCUCCGUGGUCUGAGGAACCUUGUACUCCUCCGAAUCAAUUGUAUACCUUAUCAUCAUCAGCUCCAAUCGUCCCUCCUCCUAAUACCACUUCUACUGCCUCUCAGACUAACCAGCAAUCUCUGUCCCAAGAACAUUCGCAAACGCAACCGCAGACGCAGGACCAAGAAACACCAGCGCAAUUACCCCAAACUCAAUUGUACGAAUCGACCAAUGGGACUCAUCCCGUGAACGGUGAAAAUGGGAUGAUAGUGGACGAACCUCAAUUACCUCAAUUACCACCUACCGCUUCUGAUUCGAACGUAGAAUCAACUUCUGCCUCAGCGCAAGCUGCAGAUCAAGCUGAAAAUAUACAGCCUAAAAGCGAGAACGACCAUAUAGAAGGACAGAUCGAUCAACCCGUCAAUGGACAGGAAGAAAAUACCGAUCAGACCGAAGAUGCCGAAGGGACUGUAGAUAAUUUCGAACCUCCCACGACCCGAUCCAAGACUCUUCCUGUCCGUCAACCCAUAACGAACACACCUUCUCCUGAACCUCUCCCGCAAAUCAAGAGAGGAGUAAUCACGUUAUCAGACGUGUAUGCAGCUAGGGAAGUGUUAGCUGAGAAAGCGAAUAAUCAUUGGAUGAAAGGAUUGGGUGGUGGACAGAAUAAAGAAGGAGAGACGAUCGUCAAUUUCUUAUAUAAGAUGAAAGUGGGUCAAGGUCGUUUGUUAAGGGUGUAUAAUCCUACGCCAGCUAAUUAUUCAUGGUGA
Kwoniella mangroviensis CBS 8507 is the source of this 1041-nucleotide messenger RNA. RefSeq lists its product as uncharacterized. The transcript is spliced from 4 exons. Lineage: Eukaryota; Fungi; Basidiomycota; Tremellomycetes; Tremellales; Cryptococcaceae. The record is from RefSeq and is a predicted model, not a curated record. Bases 1 to 1041 code for a protein of 346 amino acids.